Molecule: messenger RNA, 303 nt
Organism: Penicillium chermesinum
Lineage: Eukaryota; Fungi; Ascomycota; Eurotiomycetes; Eurotiales; Aspergillaceae
Exons: 1
Coding region: 1-303 (100 amino acids)
Source: RefSeq, a predicted model, not a curated record
AUGUGCUCUCAUCAAACCAAGUGGACCGUUUCUCCCGCCAAGUCGAAUGUAGGGUGCAUUAAGAAGCACUUGGAUCGCUGUACUACGCGUUCGCCCAAAUUCCGAGUCAUCCCAAACCCCCUCUCCCCUGAUGUCCUUCUACAAGGUUUACUAAAUACCAGAUUCCCGACAGUGGGCCCCAAGUGGACAUUGGCCACUUCUCUCCAGCCGCUGUCACUGGCCCAUCUCAGAAGCCCGACUGCAGUAACCGCUGCUUCAGGUAUCCAUCGACAAGGCCCAUCGCCGAUCUCGGGAUACCUGUAG